Messenger RNA from Pygocentrus nattereri (red-bellied piranha), 2936 nucleotides. RefSeq names its product general transcription factor IIF, polypeptide 1 (gene gtf2f1). Gene Ontology annotation, cellular component: nucleus; transcription factor TFIIF complex. The record is from RefSeq and is a predicted model, not a curated record. Gene Ontology annotation, biological process: transcription initiation at RNA polymerase II promoter; positive regulation of transcription elongation by RNA polymerase II. Bases 144 to 1754 code for a protein of 536 amino acids. NCBI's taxonomy places the organism in Eukaryota, Metazoa, Chordata, Actinopteri, Characiformes, Serrasalmidae. The transcript has 14 exons. Gene Ontology annotation, molecular function: RNA polymerase II general transcription initiation factor activity; DNA binding; TFIIF-class transcription factor complex binding.
CCGGUCACCGUUGAGAGGCUCCGGGCCACUAGGCGGCACUGCAGCAUUGCCAACCCACCGGCAGCCGAGGAAAGAGCGCUAACACGCUGAAGAUUCCAGACUGGACUUUCUGUGAAGUGAAGGACGGCAGGAGGUCUACAGUCAUGACUUCGCUGGGGAACAGUAGCUCCACUGGAACGGAGUACAUUGUCAGAGUUCCCAAGAAUACUAGUAAGAGGUACAACAUAAUGGCUUUCAAUGCAGGUGAUAAAGUCAACUGUUCCACAUGGACACAGGCACGGAUGGAGCGAGACAUGAGUAACCGGCGGAUGUAUGGCGAGGAGGAAACCCCUGAGGCAGGCGCUGGCAGCGAGUUUGGAAAGAAACAGAGAGAGGAGGCGCGUAGGAAGAAGUAUGGCAUCAUCACCAAGGAGUUCAAGGUUGAGGACCAGCCAUGGCUCCUGAAAGUCAAUGGCAAAGCUGGGAGACGGUUUAAGGGCCUGAAGAAAGGAGGCGUGACAGAGAAUGCCUCCUACUACAUCUUCACUCAGUGUGCUGAUGGAGCUUUUGAGGCUUUUCCUGUGCAUGGCUGGUACAACUUCACACCACAGGCUAAACACCGCACCCUCACGGCUGAAGAGGCUGAGGAGGAGUGGGGCAGGAGAAAUAAAGUAGUGAACCACUUCAGUAUCAUGCUCCAGCGGCGUCUAAGGGAGCAAGAGCAUGGGGAAGAGGAGGAGGAGGUGGCAGGAGAAAAGGGUGGGAAGAAAAAGAAGAAGAAAGGUGGCAAAGGAGGAGACCUGCGUAUCCAUGAUCUUGAAGAUGAUCUGGAGAUGAGCAGUGAUGAGAGUGACAGCAGCGGAGGCGAAGAUGGAGAAGGCAAGUCAAAAAGCAAAAAGGAUAUAAGUUCAAAGGCCAAGGCUAAAAAGAAGAAGAAGAGGAAGGGCAGUGAUCAGGAGGGACUGGAAGACAGCGAUGAUGGUGACUUUGAAGGUCUGGAAGUGGACUACAUGUCAGAUGAGAGCAGUUCUGAAGAAGAGGAGCCAGAGAAGGCGAAGCCCAAUAAAGGAGACGAUGUUCCUAAAGGGAUCGAUGAGGCAUCAGAGAGUGAAGAGGAGAGUGAGGAAGAGAACAAGAAUGAAGAAGAAGGCAAAGAGGAAGAGGAGGAGGAGGAAGGAAAGAAGACACCGGUACAGACAGAGAAAAAGAAAAAGAAAGAGAAAGAGAGCAGCGGAGAGUCCGACAGCUCAGAGGACAGCGACAUCGAGGGAGAGACAGCCUCUGCACUUUUCAUGGCAAAGAAGCGUACCCCUCCUAAGCGUGGAGGUCGAGGGUCCGCUGGAAGUUCCAGAACAGGAAGCCGUCCAGGAACGCCCUCAAUUGACAAUGCAGCAACCUCCAACACAUUGCGUGCUGCUGCCAGCAAACUGGAACAAGGUAAGCGGCAGGCUGCCACAUCCAGUUCAGACACUCCAGCUGCCAAAAGGCUGAAGAUGGAGCCCAGCUCUCAGAGCCCCUCAGGGAAGAGCACCCCUCAGCCAGCAUCUGGCAAAUCUACACCUAGCUCCAGUGAUGUGCAGCUGACGGAGGAUGCAGUGCGGCGGUACCUGAUCAGGAAGCCCAUGACCACCAAAGACCUGCUGAAGAAGUUCCAGACCAAGCGCACCGGCCUUAGCAGCGAGCAGACAGUCAACGUGCUUGCCCAAAUCCUCAAGAAACUCAACCCAGAGAGAAAGAACAUCAAUGACAAGAUGCAUUUCUACCUCACAGAGUAAAACAGGCACCCUGAUCAAGGCCAGUGUGUCCUCACCCAGCAUCCAUCCAGCAAACAUCAAGAUGCUAAUGUUAGCAGUAGGCCUUAACCCCAUGAAAGUAUUUUACUAGCUUAGCCAGAUAACUUAAGUCUGUCCAAUAAGAAGUUAUGAGACAUUCCUAUUGGACUGAUUUGACUUUAAAUUGUCCAGCUUUUUGCGGGAAUACUUUGUAAAAUACACCCCACAGCACACUGUUCUCCAUGGUGACAGCUGACUUUAUACCAUUCCCGAAUAACCAAUAAACCACGCCUGAAUCAGGGAGAACGUUCUACUGCAGAACAGUGUGAAUGGGUGGAGAGCAUCAUAGAACAUUGUGAAUAGGUGGGGAAAAUUCUAGAACACGGUGAAUGGGGAGAAUAAUUUACAUCAUAAUGAGUGGAGGUAGAACAUUCUAGAACAGUGUGAAUUGGUGGGGAACAUUCUAGAACAGAGUGAAUGGGAAAGCCUGCUGUAGAGGCAGCAGUCUCACACAGAUGUGACCAUUCAAACCGGUGUUUCGGAGAACACGGUUUCAUUCAUUUCUGGGAUUGUUCUGGGAAUGUUCUUCCCCUGUUCACACUGGUCUGUUUGGAUUAUCAGGUUUUAUUCAGACCUGCCAGCAUUAAAAUGUUGUUUGUUGGGGAAUGAUGGGACCGUAUCCUACGGGCUUUAUUUUGUUUCAGUUAGGGAGGGAACCCGUCUACAGACUUCACAACAAUAACAUGAGUAUGACACACCAACCAUACACCUGGUUCUAUUGCUGUUUGUUGGGGAAUGCUGGAUCUGUGUGCUUCUCAGCCAUUCUUGGAAACUGCACGUUUAAAAUUACUUACCUGGGCUUGAUGAUUAGUUGACGAGUUGGUUGUGUCUUAGAAGAAGAGAAAGCACAAAUGUGCGCAGUGAUUGAAUGAACAUGUACAAGAGAGGAAAAGAUGAGUUUUUGAUUACCAUUUUCCACUGAGUAUUGAGGUGUUUCUGAGCCACGUCUUUAGUGUGUGAGGUGUUUUGACUUCCUGUAGAGUGUUCAGAUGGACUGACUGAGCACAGCCAGGCUACAGGAUUAAACCGUCUGUUAUUUUAUUGAUUUAAGAUUGACUUUUAGUUCAAUAAGUGAUGUUUUCCAUACACCGUUACAAAAUUGUAAUAAAGUAUGUUUUGUGUUUA